This is a messenger RNA of Cyprinodon variegatus (sheepshead minnow), 5517 nucleotides long. RefSeq names its product kinesin heavy chain isoform 5A-like (gene kif5aa). The record is from RefSeq and is a predicted model, not a curated record. NCBI's taxonomy places the organism in Eukaryota, Metazoa, Chordata, Actinopteri, Cyprinodontiformes, Cyprinodontidae. The transcript is spliced from 29 exons. Bases 410 to 3541 code for a protein of 1043 amino acids. Gene Ontology annotation, molecular function: ATP binding; microtubule binding; microtubule motor activity. Gene Ontology annotation, biological process: microtubule-based movement.
GCAGCAGCUCUACCCCACUGCCCUUCCAGCAGCAUCUCACCUUCAGCCGGCCACACGCACAUCCGCCGACGCCCCUGAAAGACAUCACCAGAAACAAAAGAGAAAACCAAACCGGGGCGAAAGCAUCAAACCAUCAAGGCGGAUCGAUUUGAUAAUGUAGAGCUUGUUUUGCGUGUUUGACAUCUAAUUCAUCCUGCCUGUUCCACUGCGACACGGAAAUCCCGCAUAGAUUUACCGCAACCUUUUUUUUUCGCCUAGUCACGAUUAAACCGUGUGACUUCAUAACGUCCCAAACGCAAUCCGCCUAGGUCUCCAUCGUUGUUUUGAUUUGUUUGGCAGUCGGAUCGGGCCUCAUCCGCUCUCCUCCAGCAGCAUCUUCCUCAUCAGCGCGCAUCCUUCAAUCUGCGCCAUGGCCGAUGUACCAGCGGAGUGCAACAUUAAAGUGCUGUGUCGCUUUCGUCCUCUCAACCAGUCCGAGAUAAUACGCGGGGACCAGUUCCUGCCCAAAUUUCAAGGGGACGACACUGUCGUCGUGGGGGGGAGGUCUUAUGCGUUUGAUCGGGUUUUUCCGACCAACACCACCCAGGAGCAAGUUUACAACACCUGCGCCAAGCAGAUUGUCAAGGAUGUUCUUAGUGGAUACAAUGGGACUAUCUUUGCAUAUGGACAAACCUCCUCUGGGAAGACUCACACCAUGGAGGGAAAGCUGCACGACCCUCACCAAAUGGGCAUCAUUCCUCGCAUUGCUGAGGAUAUUUUCAACCACAUCUUUGCGAUGGAUGAAAACCUGGAAUUCCACAUCAAGGUUUCCUACUUUGAAAUCUAUAUGGACAAAAUCCGUGACCUUCUGGAUGUGACAAAGACCAACUUGUCUGUCCACGAGGAUAAGAACAGGGUUCCAUAUGUUAAGGGAUGCACUGAGCGCUUUGUGUCCAGCCCUGAUGAGGUUAUGGAUGUGAUUGACGAGGGCAAAGCUAACCGCCAUGUUGCUGUGACCAACAUGAACGAGCACAGCUCUCGCAGCCACAGCAUCUUCCUGAUCAACAUCAAACAGGAGCACGUGGAGACGGAGCAGAAGCUGUGUGGGAAACUCUACCUGGUGGAUCUGGCUGGCAGUGAGAAGGUCAGCAAGACCGGAGCUGCAGGUUCUGUUCUGGAUGAGGCUAAAAACAUCAACAAGUCUCUAUCUGCCCUGGGGAACGUCAUCUCUGCUUUGGCUGAGGGAACGAAAAGUCACGUUCCGUACCGUGACAGCAAAAUGACCCGCAUCCUGCAGGACUCACUGGGCGGAAACUGCCGCACCACCAUGUUCAUCUGCUGCUCCCCAUCCAGCUACAACGAAGGGGAGACUAAAUCAACUCUGAUGUUUGGACAACGUGCCAAGACCAUCAGGAACACGGCCUCUAUUAACCUGGAGCUGACCGCUGAGCAGUGGAAGAGGAAGUACGAGAAGGAGAAGGAGAAGAACAAGACAAUGAAGGAGACCAUUCAGAAACUGGAGGCGGAGCUCAACCGCUGGAGAAAUGGGGAGGACGUCCCUGAGACUGAACGGACCACCGCAGACGUGGUGACCCGUAUUGAGUCGGUGGAGGAGCGCCCUGUGUUGGACAAUGACACCUCCUCCAUUGUGGUUCGCAUCUCUGAAGAGGAGCGACAGAAGUAUGAGGAGGAGAUCCGCAAGCUGUACAAGCAGCUGGAUGACAAGGAUGAUGAGAUCAACCUGCAGUGUCAGCUGGUGGAAAAGCUAAAGCAGCAGAUGCUGGAUCAAGACGAGCUUCUGGCCUCCUCUCGAGGAGACGGGGACAAGGUGCAGGCUGAGCUGGGUAGGCUGCAGGUGGAGAGCGACUGUGCAAAGGCUGAGGUGAAGGAGGUUCUUCAGGCUCUGGAGGAACUGGCCAUUAAUUAUGACCAGAAGAGCCAGGAGGUGGAGGAGAAGGGUCUGCAGAACCAGCUGCUGGCCGACCAGCUUGCCCAGAAAAUGGCGAGUCUGAUGGAGCUGGAGGCGGAGCUGUCUCGUAUGCAGGAGGUGAGCGGUCAGCAGAGGAAACGCAUCGCGGACGUUCUCAACGGGCUCAUGAGGGACCUCAGCGAGUUCAGCACCAUUGUGGGGAACGGAGAAAUAAAGCUGCCGGUGGAAAUCAGCGGGGCCAUUGAGGAGGAGUUCACUGUGGCACGACUCUACAUCAGUAAGAUCAAGUCGGAGGUGAAGAGCAUGGUGAAGCGAUGCCGCCAGCUGGAGAACAUGCAGCUGGAGUGCCACCGCAAGAUGGAGGAGACUGGGCGGGAGCUGUCCUCCUGCCAGCUCCUCAUCUCCCAGCAUGAGGCUAAGAUCCGCUCUCUGACUGAGUACAUGCAGAGCGUGGAGCAGAAGAAGAGGCAGCUGGAGGAGAGCCACGACUCCCUGACCGAAGAGCUGGCUAAGCUGCAAGACCAGGAUAACUCUCUGCUUGAGGAGAAAGAUGGAGAGAAGGGUGAGCUUGAGGAUGGAAAUACGAAGAAAGCCCUUCGUCAGCAGGGGGAGUCUCACCGCGGCCUCCAUCACAAACAGCUGGCCCGCCUGCGGGAUGAGAUCAACGAGAAGCAGAGGAUCAUCGAUGAGCUCACCGAUCGUAACUCCAAGCUGGAGCUGGAGCUGGCUCAGGUGCGUGCUGACUUUGAACGCCUGAAGAGUCAGGACAGCUGCAAGAGUGAGCGCCUGGAGGAGCUCUCAUUCCUGCAUGAGCGUCACGAGCAGACCAAACAGGACUUGAAGGGUCUGGAGGAGACCGUCGCCCGCGAACUCCAGACCCUCCACAACCUGCGCAAGCUGUUCGUUCAAGACCUCACGUCGCGGGUUAAAAAAAGUUCCGAAAUGGAGCCUGAUGAUAGCGGGGGGUCUUGCACCCAGAAGCAGAAGAUUUCCUUUCUUGAGAAUAACCUGGACCAACUUACAAAGGUUCACAAACAGCUGGUUCGUGACAAUGCAGAUCUGCGUUGUGAGCUUCCAAAGCUGGAGAAACGUCUUCGGUCUACUGCUGAGAGAGUUAAGGCCCUGGAGACUGCAUUGAAGGAUGCCAAAGAGGGCGCCAUGAUGGACCGUCGCCGCUACCAGCAGGAAGUUGAUCGCAUCAAAGAGGCCAUGAGGGCUAAGGUUGCUUCAAGACGCCCCCAUGCUGCACAGAUCGCAAAACCAGUGAGACCAAAGCAGCUGCCUGUUUGCUCUCCUACGAAUCCGUUCUACGCCUACAUCAGGGCUACUGAACACGCCAACGCCUACAGCAACGCCCUCUUCCAGGGCAGCAUGACACCGAAGAGCUCCUCCAGCAUCGACUGCAACCUGAACUCAGUGCAGAGCAACACAGUUUCCACAGCUUUGGGCUACAGAGCGGGGAGAUAUAACGGAGAUGUGCUGGAAUCCUACCCACUAAACAUUGACAACGGUAACAACAUCAGUGAAACCAGAGACAUAAAUGAUAACAGGAGUGAUGUUCCCUGUGGGCGCGAGGCGGAUGAUUCAAACAGGCAUCACAGCAUGCAGCAGCAGCCGACCGCUUCAAGUUAGCUCGACCAAACACUGUACCCCUUUAAGGAACCUCCCGUUCUGUUUGCAUGCAGCCUCUGUAACCUCCGCCCACUGCUUCACCAAUGAAGAUGAUGAUGAAGAUCUGUAGCCCUGUAGUAGAUGAAGCCCCACCUGUUCCCCUGCUGACCGUUCUUGCUCUCAGUUUCAGGCUUCAGUCUCUUCCAGCUCAGUCAGUGUUAAGCAUAUUGUCUCAGUCUCUCCUUUAUUUAGACAACCAAAUCUCAGCUGUAUCUACUUAUUAAUCUGUGGGUUGAUCGGCUGACCUGCACAUAUCUCUCCCUGAGGUGACUGGACUGAAACCGGACUGAACCCAGAUUGCUCGGUACUCACAGUGUGUAAAUAGUAGUGCUGUAUACUCCUGCUCAGUUUUUGACCAACAACUGUUUGUUCAGAUUCCACAUUUCCUCCAUUACUUUGCCAUGUGGGUUGAAAACGUAAGCGAGCCUGAACCUUUUGAUCUGUCAUAACUAAGAGCAUAUACCAGGUAGUCACCGUCUUGUUGUGCAUGUCAUAUAAUUUGCCUUCUAGGCUUCCAAAUUUCUGCAUGUGUCCUGUUUGAACCUUUUAACAGAGGCAGGAUGCAAAAGGAUGGUUUCCCUUAAUCCAGAUCUCUGUGAAGUCCUGUAUGUUUUCUAUCUGAAAGUAGAUUUAAGUGCAAAUAGAGAUUAUUUUAAAUUUUAAAAAGAAAAACAUGACAAAUGAGUGAGGGGAUCCCAGCUAAAACUGCAGUUGUAUUAAAAAUCUCUACUAUUUACUAUGAUAACUGUACAUUCCCUGCACUGCUCAAACACCUCGCUAUCCCCUCACUAUCAACAUUAACGCUUUCGCUUAGAGUACAUUUGUAAUUACUACCUCUAGAGCAGCUUGUUGUUUACAAAUAGCAUUCUUUUCAAAAGCUGAUCCUGAUCCUAGAGUUUCUACAGACAUUUGUAACCUUAGAACAGCAAUGUAUGUAAGUAGAUUUAAAACAUUAACCAUAUCUGUAGUUUUCUUCUCAUUCAAGUUCAUUUAAAAUUAAAAACUUUUUCUAAUUACUCAGAGUUUAGCUGAUGCAAGGCAACUUUACAAAGAUGGUCUUUUUAAUUUGAGGACACUAUGCCAUCCUUUGUCAGAAAAUUUUACUUCAGUUUGUUUCCAUGCAUCCCGUGUUUUAAUGUGCAGAAGAGCAGUGGCAGUUUUUGGCAGGAGCCAUAUGGGGAGUUUCCCAGGGUGACUUUAGAAAAUGAGGCGUAGAAGCACCACUUCCAAAAUAUCAUUUAUUUAUGUUCCCUGAGCCUGAAAUAUGUUUUCAAUUGAUUUCAUACAUGUCCAGUUAUACGGGACUUAAUACCACCCUGGUUGCUUCCACUGAUUGCUGCUAAAAGUAUCUGUUCUUUUCUUUUAUCUGGAGUUGUUAGAUGCUAACUUUAGCAUUUCCUCAUUUGGUAAAAUAUGUCUUUACAAACUGGAACUGAUUCACUGGAUGUUUGCAUUAAAGCAGAAAUGGAAAGGCGCCGUUUAUGUGUGAACAGCUACUGCAAGACAAUGGAGUGAAGGGUCCUUUAAUGACAGUUUGGAAGCUGUUUUAGAUUGAUUCAGCUUGUUCCCCAGCUGAGCAGCCACCAGUCUGGAACAUAUUAAGAGAAAUCCUUUCUCUCAUUGUAUUGUCUUGCUGUUGUUUUUCUGAAAAAAAUCCUGACCAGCCAAUCAGGAUAGAGGAAAUCAGCAUUUCAUACAGAUGGGAGUUAGAUAUUUCUGCAAUGAAUCGUUGAAUCAAAAAGGAAGAAAAUAGGUAGAGGUUAAAAAAAAAGAACUGCUAAACAUCCAACCAUCUUCUGUUUGCACAACCAAACAGGAAUAAGAUUAUUUUGAAACUUUUUUGUAUUUGAUUUUGGUGCUCAUAGUUUAAAUAGAUCUGACCCAAAUUUAAUUAGGCAAUAACACCCUAAACUACAAAUUUAAAAAGAUUCAAACAC